ACACAGCAUAAACUCAUUCAAGAACCGACUCUUGGAGAACAAUUAUAUCACAAACAAAGAUGAUUAUAUCUGUUUCCAUAUUAGUCUCUCUCGCACCAUACAUAGCCUCAGCAUUGCUUCUCUUCCUUUUCCUAGAGCAACUCUCUUACCAUGUCAAGAAACGUAACAUCCCUGGCCCUUUCUUUGUCCCUCCCAUCAUCGGAAGCGCCGUCUCUCUCGUCACUGACCCCACUACCUUCUGGGACAAGCAAUCCGCAACGGCCGGAACCUCCCCCGGCCUCUCCGCCAACUACCUCAUCGGAAAAUUCAUCGUAUACAUCAGAGACACAGAGCUCUCCCACCAAAUCUUCUCCAACGUCCGUCCCGAUGCUUUCCACCUCGUGGGACAUCCCUUCGGCAAGAAGCUAUUCGGUGAUCACAACCUCAUCUACAUGUUCGGUGAGGAUCAUAAAUCAGUUCGUCGCCAGCUUGCUCCCAACUUCACCCCAAAAGCACUCUCAACCUACACUGCCCUCCAGCAGUUAGUUAUCCUCCGUCAUCUACGCCGGUGGGAGGAAACAUUCUCCGGCGAGUCAGGACCCGUGUCGCUGCGAAACCUAGUCCGUGAACUUAACCUAGAAACCUCUCAGACAGUUUUCGUCGGACCGUACCUUGACAAAGAAGCAAGAAACAUGUUCCGUACGGAUUACAAUAUCUUCACCCUCGGAUCCAUGGCCUUACCGAUAGACCUUCCAGGGUUCGCCUUCGGCGAAGCUCGCCGCGCGGUGACUAGGCUGGCGGAUACACUCGCCGUCUGCGCGGGAAAGUCGAAAGCGAGGAUGGCGGCGGGGGAAGAGCCGACGUGCUUGAUUGACUUCUGGAUGCAGGCCAUCGUCGAGGAGAGUCCCGAUUGCAAACUCCUUCAAUCCAGUUUCCCAAAACCUCUUAGAAAAUUCUUCAAAACCCACCAAACAACACAAGAACACCAAGAAAGACAAAAGAAAUUAAGGCAAGAAGACAAAGCAAACCCCUCUUUCUCUAAAAAAUUAUCAACCAUUUGCAUAUAUAUAUACUACACAGCAUAA
Messenger RNA from Brassica oleracea var. oleracea, 1064 nucleotides. RefSeq names its product cytochrome P450 710A1-like. NCBI's taxonomy places the organism in Eukaryota, Viridiplantae, Streptophyta, Magnoliopsida, Brassicales, Brassicaceae. The record is from RefSeq and is a predicted model, not a curated record. Bases 60 to 1064 code for a protein of 334 amino acids. Gene Ontology annotation, molecular function: oxidoreductase activity, acting on paired donors, with incorporation or reduction of molecular oxygen; monooxygenase activity; iron ion binding. The transcript has a single exon. Gene Ontology annotation, biological process: sterol metabolic process.